Molecule: messenger RNA, 423 nt
Organism: Exophiala spinifera
Lineage: Eukaryota; Fungi; Ascomycota; Eurotiomycetes; Chaetothyriales; Herpotrichiellaceae
Exons: 1
Coding region: 1-423 (140 amino acids)
Source: RefSeq, a predicted model, not a curated record
AUGGCGAGCGAUGUUUAUAACCACCAUCCCUCCCUCGAGCCGUUUCCUCUCUUCAUCGACUCGGCUCCUCCCAACUCUGCCAACUACUUCUCCUCUCCCAUGGCCAUGGCCGCCAUUCAACUCCUCUCGACCUCUGCUUCACCUUCGUCCCACGAGGGCAAGCGUCGUAUCUCUGUGCCGGCCAAGGUCUCCAACUACCUACGGCUCCGCUACUACCAAUAUGAGGUCACCUUCGGUCUGUAUGUCAUGACGCCGAUCGAGAAACUCGUCUUCAACACCGUCGUCCUGGCCGCCUUCGCAUUCCUAGUCUACGCUCUUUGCUGGGGGUUCGAGCCUUUCAUCGUCAACUCUCUGUGCAGAUUCGUCUACUACCUCACCGGAUCUUAUUCCAGCGCACCAGAGUUAUGUGCAAAUUCAGCUUAA